Molecule: messenger RNA, 2933 nt
Organism: Mus caroli (Ryukyu mouse)
Lineage: Eukaryota; Metazoa; Chordata; Mammalia; Rodentia; Muridae
Source: RefSeq, a predicted model, not a curated record
CUCCUCUGCACUGGGAGGUCUGACUACCAGUUGCCCUUGGAGAGGUAGCCCAGGAAGUCAGAAGAGGAUGGUGGAGGCUGAGCCAGUGACUCCCAAGAAAGAGAGCCAUGCCUGGAAGAGAGGAGAGCUGGCUGGGCCCCCUGGACACUCGUCUGUAGCCACUUCCCUAGCAGAGUCUCACUGGGGCUGAGUGCUGGUUCUGUGUCUGCCCACCACCCUGCCAGAUGAGUAACUCAAAGCCUCAGGAGGAGACAUCACCCACGCAAGGGUGCUUCUAGCCCAGCCAGCUUCAGACCAGGUGCCUGUAAGAACUCAAGCCACCCCACUGUUCACAAACUCUGUGCUAAGGCCCUGGAACCAUGUUUGGAAAGAAGAAGAAGCGGGUGGAGAUCUCAGCCCCAUCCAACUUCGAGCACCGGGUACACACAGGCUUUGAUCAGCAUGAGCAGAAGUUCACAGGGCUGCCCCGCCAGUGGCAGAGCCUGAUUGAGGAAUCAGCGCGCAGACCCAAGCCCCUGAUCGACCCUGCCUGCAUCACGUCCAUCCAGCCUGGAGCCCCCAAGACCAUCGUUCGGGGCAGCAAAGGUGCCAAGGAUGGGGCUCUCACUCUGCUGCUUGACGAAUUUGAGAACAUGUCGGUGACGCGCUCCAACUCUCUACGAAGAGAGAGUCCACCACCACCUGCCCGUGCCCACCAGGAGAAUGGAAUGCUGGAGGAGCGGGCAGCCCCGGCCAGAAUGGUCCCCGACAAAGCUGGAGGCAGAGCCCGGGCCACAGGCCACAGUGAGGCAGGCAGUGGCAGUGGUGACAGACGGCGGGUGGGACCAGAGAAGAGGCCCAAAUCUUCGAGGGAUGGUCCAGGAGGACCCCAGGAGGCCUCCCGCGAUAAGCGCCCACUCUCUGGGCCUGAUGUCAGCACUCCUCAGCCUGGCAGUCUGACCAGCGGGACAAAACUAGCAGCUGGCAGGCCCUUUAACACAUACCCACGGGCUGACACGGACCACCCACCCCGCGGUGCCCAGGGGGAGCCACAUACCAUGGCCCCUAAUGGGCCAUCAGCCACAGGCCUGGCCGCUCCUCAGUCUUCCUCCUCCUCCCGGCCUCCCACCCGGGCCCGUGGUGCUCCCAGCCCAGGAGUUCUGGGUCCCCAUGCCUCUGAGCCCCAGUUGGCCCCCCCAGCACGUGCCCUUGCUGCCCCUGCUGUACCCCCUGCCCCUGGGCCCCCUGGGCCUCGUUCACCACAGCGGGAGCCCCAACGAGUGUCCCAUGAGCAGUUCCGGGCUGCCCUGCAGCUGGUGGUGGACCCAGGGGACCCUCGUUCCUAUCUAGACAACUUCAUCAAGAUUGGUGAGGGCUCUACAGGUAUUGUGUGCAUUGCCACUGUGCGCAGCUCAGGCAAACUGGUGGCCGUCAAGAAGAUGGACUUGCGCAAGCAGCAAAGACGUGAACUGCUUUUCAAUGAGGUGGUGAUCAUGCGGGACUACCGGCACGAGAACGUGGUGGAGAUGUACAACAGCUACCUGGUGGGUGAUGAGCUCUGGGUCGUCAUGGAGUUCCUGGAAGGCGGCGCCCUCACCGAUAUUGUCACCCACACCAGGAUGAACGAGGAACAGAUCGCCGCCGUGUGCCUGGCUGUGCUUCAGGCGCUGGCCGUGCUCCACGCCCAGGGUGUCAUCCACCGUGACAUCAAGAGUGACUCCAUCUUGCUGACCCACGAUGGCCGGGUGAAGCUGUCCGACUUCGGGUUUUGUGCCCAGGUGAGCAAGGAGGUGCCUCGGAGGAAGUCGCUGGUGGGCACCCCGUAUUGGAUGGCCCCGGAGCUCAUCUCCCGCCUUCCCUAUGGGCCAGAGGUGGAUAUCUGGUCACUGGGGGUGAUGGUGAUCGAGAUGGUGGAUGGGGAACCCCCUUACUUCAACGAGCCACCCCUCAAAGCUAUGAAGAUGAUCCGGGACAACCUCCCACCCCGACUGAAGAACCUGCACAAGGCGUCACCGUCUCUGAAAGGCUUCUUGGAUCGCCUGCUGGUGCGUGACCCGGCCCAGCGGGCCACUGCUGCUGAGCUGCUGAAGCAUCCGUUCCUCACCAAGGCGGGGCCACCAGCCAGCAUCGUGCCCCUGAUGCGCCAGCACCGAACCAGAUGAGCCCGAGCCUAGUCCUGAACCAAAGAGCCUGGCUACCCUGCCCGGCAGAGGCCAGUAGAGGGCCAACCGGCUCCCACAGCCCAGGAGACAUUCUAGGGCACUGCCGUCACUGUGCUGGGGCCUUCGUAGGACCCUACUACUGAACUCUGGUUUUGAUUCCAUGACUUGUAAAGCCACACCAGGACAUGUGGAGCACGUGAGGCUCCCAGGAUCCCAGGACAGGCCCCUCCCCUGGGCUCUGUCUGCAGGAGAGAGGCAGCUGCCCAUCACUGGAAACCUGCAUCAGGGGCCACUGGGACAGAGACGACACUAUGAGAAAGGUGUGUGUGUGUGUGUGUGUGUGUGUGUGUGAGAGAGAGAGAGAGAGAGAGAGAGAGAGAGAGAGAGAGAGCACUCAUGCACCAAGAAAGUCCAGCUCCUCUGUCCUCAGCCUGCCUGGUGCCCAGCCCCUGACCCUGAGCCAUUGAAGGGUCAAUCAUGAAUGUUUGAACAGUGGCCUUUUCCCAGAGCCCCACACCCUCUUUCCACAGGAGAAACAUGGGGCCUCCCUUCCCCAACCUCUGCAGCAAAUGACUACUGCACCCAGACAGCCUCCGUUUUCUAGAAGUCUAUUUAUAUUGUCAUUUUAUAACACUAGCUGUGUCUCUGUCUCAGCCUAGGAACAGAUGGUCCCUGACCUAUGGGGUGGCUGGCCCAGGGACAGGGCCACUUUGAAGAAUCAGGCUCCUGUCUCCCACCCUGCCGCCAGUCCCUCACGUUAGUUUUACAAUUAAAGUAUUUUCUUGGUUUUGG